This is a messenger RNA of Malaya genurostris, 419 nucleotides long. RefSeq lists its product as uncharacterized. Bases 57 to 419 code for a protein of 120 amino acids. The transcript is spliced from 2 exons. The record is from RefSeq and is a predicted model, not a curated record. Lineage: Eukaryota; Metazoa; Arthropoda; Insecta; Diptera; Culicidae.
UGUGAAGCCAAUCAUAUUUCCUAGAUUCACGUUAAAACAAUCUAUUUCGACUCAAAAUGAAAACGAUAUUCUGCCUGCUUGCUCUGAUUGUGAUCAGCACCGCAAGUACGAUUCAGAUGCCACCGAGCGACCCGCAGCGAGUAGCAGUCCCACAACCACAUCGGGUGCUGUUCCGAGCAGCACGUGCUGUCGAGAUGCCUGAAUCUGCGAAGGAAUCAUCUUCGGAGCAGAAGGUUGCCGAGAGCGAUACCGAUGAUAUGGAGAAUGCCGAAACCGUUGGAUUUGGAUUCCAUAAACACAUUCAUGUCAGUCCAUCGUACGGUGGCUACUAUGGUGGAUACCAGCCUUACGGGUACAAUUACGGAUAUAACUAUCCGUAUGCGUACAACUAUGGAUAUUACCGUCCGUAUUAUUACUAA